Messenger RNA from Phytomonas sp. Hart1, 1056 nucleotides. The record is from the annotation of a GenBank genome assembly. NCBI's taxonomy places the organism in Eukaryota, Euglenozoa, Kinetoplastea, Trypanosomatida, Trypanosomatidae.
AUGCGACGUGUUGCAGCAUUCCGUGUCACGGCCGCGGCGGCGCUGACGAAGGCGCUGCGCGGCGCGGCCACGACGAUGACCAUCCGCGACGCCCUGAACAGCGCCAUCGACGAGGAGCUCGCGCGCGACCCGGCGGUCUUCGUCCUGGGCCAGGAGGUGGGGAAUUACCAAGGCCCUUAUAAAGUCACCCGCGGCCUGAUCGACAAGUACGGGCCCGAACGCGUCGUCGACACGCCGAUCACGGAGCACGGGGUGACCGGGAUGGCGGUGGGGGCCGCGCUGAACGGGCUGCGCCCGAUCUGCGAGUUCAUGACCUUCAAUUUCGCCAUGCAGGCGAUCGACCAAAUCGUGAACUCCGCCGCGAAAGGGUGUUAUAUGUCCGCCGGGCAGCUGAAGUGCCCGAUCGUCUUUCGAGGCCCCAACGGCGCUGCCGCGGGGGUGGCGGCGCAACACAGCCAAUGCUACGCAUCCUGGUACUCCUCCGUCCCUGGGCUAAUCACCUUGUCGCCCUUCAGCAGCGAGGACGCGCGGGGGAUGAUUAAGGCCGCGGUCCGCUGCAAUAGCCCGGUCGUCAUUCUAGAACAUGAGCUGAUGUACGGCGAGAGCUACCCGGUUUCCGAUGAGGCGCUUGGCAAUGACUUCGUAAUUCCCUUUGGAAAGGCAAAGAUCGAGCGGGAGGGAAGGGAUAUCACCUUUUUCAGCUUCUCGCGCGGGGUUGAUAUCAGUUUGAAGGCCGCGGAGAAGCUUGCCGCCGAGGGCAUCGAGGCGGAGGUGAUCAAUCUCCGAUCCCUGCGCCCGCUAGACCGCGAUACGAUUAUUAAUUCGAUCAAGAAAACCCAUCGCGCCGUAACCGUCGACGAGUCUUUCCCGAUCUGCAAUAUUGGUGCAGAGAUCUGCGCGCUCGUGAUGGCAAGUGAAGCUUUUGAUUAUCUGGAUGCACCGAUUGUGCGGGUUUCCUGUGCGGACUGCCCGACACCAUACAGCAAAAACCUGGAAGCCGCCUCACAGCCGCAGGUUGAGGAUGUCCUCGCCGUCGCCAAGCGUGUGUUGAGCUAA